Messenger RNA from Pseudovirgaria hyperparasitica, 921 nucleotides. RefSeq names its product phytanoyl-CoA dioxygenase. NCBI's taxonomy places the organism in Eukaryota, Fungi, Ascomycota, Dothideomycetes, Acrospermales, Acrospermaceae. The transcript is spliced from 2 exons. The record is from RefSeq and is a predicted model, not a curated record. The coding region runs from base 1 to 921 and encodes 306 amino acids.
AUGGUUGUAAAUGAUGACGCUUAUGGUCUCACGUCAGAGCAGCUUAAAACAUGGGACACCAACGGCUACCUCAUCAUCCCCGACGCACUCGACCAAAGCACUGUAUCUGCACUUCUCCAAGAGACAUAUACGAUGCUCGAUGAGUUCAGUCUAGACGAGCACCCAAUGACAAAGUUCUCCACCGGUGGCGACGACGGUGAGGAUCAUGUUGGCGACAAGUACUUCCUCGAAAGUGGCGAUAAAGUGCGCUUCUUUUUCGAAGAAGACGCAUUCGACGCCUCAGGUACCCUCCUCAAGCCGAAGCACCGCGCUAUCAAUAAAAUCGGACAUUAUCUACACGCUCUGUCACCAUCCUUCCGCGCCGCCUCUAUCUCGACCCAAAACGCCGCCAUCGCAAGAAAUCUGGGUUUCAAGGACCCGCGCGUCCUACAGAGUAUGGUCAUCUGCAAACAACCAGAGAUCGGUGGCGCCGUACCACCGCAUCAGGACAGCACAUUUCUCUUCACAAACCCGCCUAGCGCCGUAGGAUUCUGGUAUGCGCUCGAGGAUGCGACGGUGCAGAACGGGUGUCUGAGCUUUGCGAGUGGGAGUCAUAAGCGGGAGCCGGUGCGGAAGAGGUUCGUGCGAAAGCCUGGUGAUAAUGGGACGACGUUUGUGGAUAAUUCGUGGGAGAAGUUUCCUCAAGGUCUGAGCCGGACAGAGGAGGGCGAGGGUAGAGAGGAGGAGUAUACGAUGGGCGAGGUCAAAGCGGGCAGUCUAGUGUUGAUCCAUGGGAAUCUGCUGCAUAAGAGCGAGCGGAACACCAGUGGGAAGAGUCGCAUUAUAUAUACGUUCCAUGUGAUCGAGGGUGAGAAGACGUAUGAUGCGCAGAACUGGCUGCAACCGCCCGAGGAGGGCUUUACGCGGCUGAUUGCUGCGUAG